This is a messenger RNA of Vigna angularis (adzuki bean), 1038 nucleotides long. RefSeq names its product trans-resveratrol di-O-methyltransferase. NCBI's taxonomy places the organism in Eukaryota, Viridiplantae, Streptophyta, Magnoliopsida, Fabales, Fabaceae. Gene Ontology annotation, molecular function: protein dimerization activity; S-adenosylmethionine-dependent methyltransferase activity; O-methyltransferase activity. Gene Ontology annotation, biological process: methylation. The transcript is spliced from 2 exons. The record is from RefSeq and is a predicted model, not a curated record. Bases 1 to 1038 code for a protein of 345 amino acids.
AUGGAAACCGAUGGUGAAGAGCAUGCUUCAAAAUUGCUUCGAGCUCAAACCCAUGUUUGGAAUUAUAUCUUGAAAUUCAUAAACUCUUUGUCUCUUAAGUAUGCUAUUGAGAUGAGCAUACCAAAUAUCAUACACAACUAUGGCCAACCUAUGCCACUCUCACAACUCAUUGCUUCAUUACCACUCCACCCAUCCAAGACUUCCUUUAUCACCCGCUUGAUGAAAAUUUUGACUCAUUCUGGUUUCUUCUCUGAGCACCAUGCCACCCCAAAUCAGCCUGAAGUCAUGUAUCUGAUAACUGAUGCAUCUAUAUUACUCCUAAAGGACCACCCCUUUAGUAUGAAACCUUUGACGCAAUUAAUAUUUAAUCCAGUUAUGAUUAAUCCAUGGUUUCAAUUCUCUACCUGGUUCACAAAUGAAAACCCUUCACCGUUUCACAGUGAAAAUGGUAUGGGAUUCUGGGAUUUUGCUGGACGUGAGCCUAAUUUCAAUGAAGUCAUGGCUAUGGACAGUCGAUUGGUUUCCACUGUGGCGAUUGAGAAGUAUAAGAGAUUGUUCGAGGGAAUAGAAUCAUUGGUUGAUGUUGGAGGAGGAACAGGGACUAUGGCUAAGGUCAUUGUUGAGUCCUUCCCACAGGUAAAGUGCAUUGUAUUUGAUCUGCCACAUGUUGUUACAGGCUUGGAAGAAACUCAGAACAUAAAAUAUGUCGGAGGAGACAUGUUAGAAGCAAUUCCUCCGGCUGAUUCCGUUAUGUUGAAGUGGGUAUUGCACGACUGGAAGGACAAGGAAUGUGUGAAAAUACUGAAAAAUUGCAAGGAGGCAAUAGCUAGCGAAGGAAGGGUUCUUAUCAUAGACAUUGUGAUGGAGAAUAAGAAGGAAGACCAUGAAUUAACUGAGACGCAGUUUUUCUUCGAUAUGCAGAUGAUGAUGUUGUUCGCCGGAAAAGAAAGAUACGAGAAAGAGUGGGCCAACCUCAUUUUCUCUGCUGGUUUCAGUGACUACAAGAUUACUCACUCUCGGAUUAGUGUCUAUUAUUGA